Messenger RNA from Habropoda laboriosa, 2567 nucleotides. RefSeq names its product dnaJ homolog subfamily C member 16 (gene l(3)80Fg). The transcript is spliced from 11 exons. The record is from RefSeq and is a predicted model, not a curated record. Lineage: Eukaryota; Metazoa; Arthropoda; Insecta; Hymenoptera; Apidae.
GUUCGUUAAAUACUCUAAAGUAAAAAGGGGAUAGUUUUAGUCGAAGCUGACUUCAUGUUAAAGUGUUGUAAAUUCAAUAGAUACCUAUUCAUGUUAAAAUUGCGUCGCAAAUAAUGUUAUCGAUUAAUUUUUUAAGAACUUCGGAGUCAAUAAGUAAACGAUCAAAUAAUAUUAAUAAGAAAGCGGAUAAUAUAGAAUUAUUAAUGAGGUUCUCAUUUUUCAUUGUGGUUUUCAUUAUAACAACCCACCUAUUGCCGUCGGUUAGUGGAAGCGAAUCGUUGGGAAACCCGUAUAAAAUAUUAGGUGUUCACAAGCGUGCGACCUUACAAGAAAUUCGAAAGGCAUAUAAAAAUCUCGUCAAAGAAUGGUAAGUAUAACGAUAAAUAUCAUUCCAUUAUUAUUUUAUGAAGAUUAGUAUUUGUUAUGGUUUAAUUUUAACUGAUCCAGAAAGAAGAAGAAAGUUUGAUAAUCAUGGCAUCACAGAAGAAAGUAUUCCUAGACAACGAAGAGAUAAUAGUCACUUUAAUAAUGUUUUUGAUCCAUUGGAAGAAUUAUUUGCCAGAAAUUUUAAAUUUCAUGACCAAAAUCGAGAUAUUUCACUUUUCUAUAUGAUGAGCAUCACAUACCGAUCAUUUGAAAAUAUAAUAGUACCAAAAACUUUUCGAACACCUUACUUGAUAUUAUUUUAUUCGGAUUGGUGUAUUGCAUGUUUACAAGUACAACCUACAUGGCGACGUUUGAUGGAUUUAGAACCAUUGGGUCUUGGUUUAGCUACUGCACAUGCUGAAAAAGAAUCUACUUUGGCAAGAAAGCUGGGAAUUCAUACAUUACCAUGCCUUGUUGUUACAAUAGAUGGUCGUACUAGUGUGUAUAAGGAAUCUCUUUUUAGUGUCCAAAAAAUUGUUGAUUUCUUGCGAAGCAAAUUUCCAUACAAAUUAGUACCUAAUAUAAAUAAAAGUAAUGUAGACAAUUUCCUCUCAGGAUGGAUAGAUAAUCGAAUUCGAGCUUUAAUAUUUGAUAAGAAACAAUCUGUACGAUUACGAUAUCUAUUUAUUGCAUUUCAUUAUAGAGAUCGUGUUGCAUUUGGUUUUGUUCAGACGGGAAUAUCAGAAACGGAACCUAUUGUAACAAAGUAUAAAGUUUCUGCGGAUUUAGACACAUUGUUAUUAUUUAAUGAAAAUUCUGAGAAACCUAUGGCAUCUGUUAGCAUGAAAGAUAUAUCUAGUGAUACAAUGCACAAUGUUAUUUCAAAUAAUAAAUUUCUUGCUUUACCAAGACUCUCAAAUCAAGCAAUGUUAGACUCCGUUUGCCCGCCUGAGUGGCUAAGACCUCAAAAACGAUUAUGUGCAGUUUUAAUAUCACAACAAAACAGUCCUCUUCAUGAUUUGGCUAGGCAUAAAUUUAGACAAGCGGCUUUAGAGUCAUCUUACAGUACUGAAAGGGUCAGAUAUACGUACGUAUUUAAGGAUACACAACCAGAAUUUGUAUCAGCAUUAUCAACAGGUGAAGGCAGUCCUUUAGAACCUUUAUUACAUAUUGUCAUUAUUUGGAGGAGGGAUGCAAAUCAUUUGAAAUACGAAUGGUUACCUACUGUUUGGAUUGAAGCAGCUCAGGAUGAAACACAAUGGAAUGAAACACGUCGAAACUUAGAACAAACCAUACAAAGAUUAUUGCGUGCAUCUGAAGCUUUGCCAUAUGCCGCAGUUGUAGGAGAAUUAGCAGAUGAACAUGCACAGGGUACUGUAGACAAACUUAUUGGAAAAGCAUUACUAGCUGUAGAUUAUAUUUCGGAUAGUCUUACUAAGGAGCAAAUAUUGCCUUUAGUAUCAGUAAUUGCUACUAUAAUGUUACUUGGUGCUGCAGGAUAUGGAAUGUCAUAUCUAGCAAAAUUAGAGGAAGCAAGUAUUCAAGCAAAUGCUCAUGAACGUGCUCAAUGUAAGGAUAACAGUAAAUCAACGCCAUCACAGCCACAAUUACGGUUACAUGAAUUGCGGGCAGAAAAAUAUAAUGGUUUAGUUCGAUUAUUAAAACCGGGCUGUAGAACCAUUAUAUUAUUAGUUGGUGUUGAAAGUAGACUAAAAUUAUUACGAGCUUUUCAUAAAGCUGUGUGGCCUUAUAGGAAAAAUAAAACCUUAAUGUUUGGACAUUUGUCUCUUGAAAGAGGGUUAGAUUGGUAUAAAAAACUGUUAUCCCUCACGUUGCCAGAACAAAGAGAACUAAAUAUAAACGCCAAAAAUUGUGUUGGCACUGUAUUAUCUCUGAAUGGGCAUCAUAAAUAUUUUUGUAUGUAUCAUGCCAAACAUCCAGAAUGUACCAAUGGCAAAGGUUCUAAGAGAAUAGAACGAAUGACAAAGCAGUUAACUCGAAGAACAGAUGAUGCAGAAGCUGGUGCAUUUAUUGGUUUUGAUAGUUCUAACGAAUCUGAUGUUUCUGAUGAGGAGGGCGGAAAUAAUGUUUUAUAUCAGGAUAAUCUUUUGGAUGGUUUACCUAUGUGGCUGGAAAGAUUAUUCGAAGGUUUAACAUAUCGUUAUUAUGUAAAUUAUUGGCCCGAGUUCACUGCCAAGUAA